GUCAUGUUCGGGGAGGAUGCGCUUUGAAAUGAGGAUGCAGUGGUGGGCCAGCCAGUGUUGCAAAACCUUCUCGUCAUGAUUCGAUGCUGCUGUUUGCAAGUAGCUGGCGCAGCAGUCCGCGGCGCUGACUGUUGAGUCAACAGCAGCAGCAGGAGGAGACGCAUUCAUUGACGCGCGCACAGUGGGAUGCAAUGACACCGGGACCGGACCGCUCCUUCGACGCCUGACGCCUGCUCAGCCAAGCUUUUUGUCGGCUCGGUUUGUUUUCUCGCCGCGCAGUGCCGUUUUCCAUCUCGCCAUUAGCUGGCCGGCCGCUAACCCUCCUCCAGGCGUCCGAGCGGCCGCGCAAAACAUGUGUUUCGUCGCGGCGGAGACCCCCGGGACCACUCGAGCUUUCCUUCGCGGGACGCGAGUUUCCAGUGGACGCUGACCAAACGCCCACCGACGCCUCCGUGGAGGAGAAAGAGCCGUAAAUCUUCAGGACCAGAUCGCCCGCCCGACUUUUUGCCUAUCCGCCAGACGGCCAGGGACCAUGCUGACCAUCCUCGCUGCCGGUUCUGUAUUCUUCCCGGGCCUCUUCCUUCUCUCCAAGCAGUGCCUCAAGUCCAUUCCGGCGCUGCGAUGGAGCGAAGGAGACGCCGUCAUCGUAUCGGCCAGGUUGGUGUCGUCCAUUCAAGCGGUCAUGGCUUCUUCCGCCGGCUACAUCAUCGCUUCCUCUUGCGAUGACGUAAUCGAGGACCAGCAUUGGCUAACCAGCACGUACAUCAUGUUCGCCGUCCCCUACUUUGUGUACGACAUCUACGCUAUGUUCAUGUGCUACUGGUACAAACUGCGGGUCAAAGGUCACGAGGAGGCGUCGGCCGCCCCCCGCCACAUGGCGUCGGCGCUGACCAGCUACCUGCGCCGCGAGUUCCUAAUGGUGCUGCACCACGUCGUCAUGGUUACAGUCUGCUUUCCCGUUUCUGUGUUUGUGCGCCAAGGAAAGGGAGAUUAUUUCCAGGGCAUCAUGUUCAUGGCUGAGCUCAGUACUCCGUCCGUCUGCUUAGGAAAAAUACUUAUCCAGGGGUGCCCUGCGACUCUUCACGGGCGCCCAAAGACGGCGGCCGGGUGCGGCCACCACCACGGACGGCGGCGUGGCAGCACCCCAGCCGGCCAACGGCUACAGAGCGCCGUCCGCAGAGUCGGACUUGGCCACCCACUGAGAGGAAUUGGGAGGGCGGGGCGGCGGGAGGAGAAUGUACCAAUGUCACGGGGCGGGGAAGGGGCUGGGGAACAAGUAGCAACAUUGCGAAGGGUAAAAAGCCACAGACGAUGUCCUCAAACGGCACCGGAGUCUUUAACAAGAGUGCCAUCGCACUCUGAUGAUGUCAUCGGGCACUGUGACAGAAAGGACUGACCCGAGAGGAUUUAGCCUGGAUGUAGAGCAAGCAUAGGUGACCUUUUCCUUCAAUGUAGAUCAAUCGCGACCCCUCCGGCAGAGCGGGUCCGUAGGAAUGUAUUAUAUUGUAUGUUAGAACUUUCGCUGUAGACCGGUGGCCGAAUUCAAGCAUAGCAACUGCGAUGACAAAAAAAAAAAAAAAACAUCCUGGCUAAAGGAGAAGUUUGGCUUGUUAGUGUUUCCUCUGUAUCCUCUAUGUAGUCACUGUCACUCGAACGUGUAAGAAGCAACCUGCAGAUCAUUUCGUAAGACAAUUCUGCUGCCUUAUCCCCUUUUUCCGCUAUUUGUUGGGUUUUUUGUUUAAUUUUUGAGGAGGCGUUGUACAUAGCUCAUGUAAAGUCCACAUUUCCAUGUCAGUAUUAAGGCGGUGUUGCAUUAUUUUUUUAAUGUGUCAUAUUUUUCAUUCCUCACCUUAGUUGUUUUUCACAAUCGACCGUAGAGUGUAGAUACGACUUCAUUCUGUUUACUUCGUGUCCCAAUUUAGGGUCUUUCCCCAAGUAAACAAAUGCGCUGUUCGCCCACAUCGUUUUUACUACAUUUAUGAUCUGUAAAAAUGAACUUAAUUGUGGAUGAAAUUUGUGAAUCCAUUCAAAAGUGAUGUUUUAUAGCAUCAAGCUAACUAGGACUCGGCAUUAAGAGUUACAUUUUUAACUGAAUUUUGAUGGUUUGGUUCAAAUCUGUAAAAAACGACAGUAAAAUCUCAAGUGAAAUUUGAAAAUAUACAUGUUUAUGUUGUGUUGCCAGUAGAUUUCACCAUUUAAGGUGAUUUCUUGCAACACACAAAGCACCCUGAGGUGCAGCGACGGAUAGUAACGUUGCAACAGACCCUCAAUUGGGACACCGCUAUUGUUAGGGAGGUCAAUGCUUGCUUUUAAAGGAUGAUUUUUUUUUUCUCCUGAACUCAAAUUUCCCUCAUUGACAGUAAUAGAAGUCCAUUCCAUUUGAAUUUGGAUUUGAAAGGUAAAAGAAAAAUCAUAAAUUCAAUAUGUUUUAAGUUUUUACAUCGUUCAAACGACGCCACAGGUUCCAUGAACCUUUGAGCUAACCGGUUGAUUAUGUCUAUGUUUUUAAGCAGCAGCUGCACUCUCCUGGAAAUGGGUCAUGGCUUAAAAGAAAAAGUAUAUAUAUAUAUAUUAAUACAAAAAAAAAAAAAAAAGAAAAACAAAUUAAGAGUGUGUGCCAAAACAUCUGGACUACUAACCAGGCAUGCAGAACACAGAGCAAACCAUUAACCCUGACCCGGACCCCGACGUACUGUAUAUUCCAACAAAAUGCUUGUUAUUUAUUUGUAUUUAUUUAUUUAUUUAUUUAUUUGCUUUGUGGUUCUGAAUGCAUAUUUAUGCAUCCGUUAUUAUGAUAUACUCUGCUUCUGAGCCUUACGUCAAGGCUGUAAUGUCACUCCAAUUUAUCGGAAAUAUACUUCUCUGUCCUGA
This is a messenger RNA of Corythoichthys intestinalis (scribbled pipefish), 2871 nucleotides long. RefSeq names its product ceramide synthase-like. Gene Ontology annotation, molecular function: sphingosine N-acyltransferase activity. Gene Ontology annotation, cellular component: membrane; endoplasmic reticulum. Gene Ontology annotation, biological process: ceramide biosynthetic process; lipid homeostasis. Bases 533 to 1396 code for a protein of 287 amino acids. NCBI's taxonomy places the organism in Eukaryota, Metazoa, Chordata, Actinopteri, Syngnathiformes, Syngnathidae. The record is from RefSeq and is a predicted model, not a curated record. The transcript has 6 exons.